This is a messenger RNA of Auanema sp. JU1783, 2400 nucleotides long. The record is from the annotation of a GenBank genome assembly. NCBI's taxonomy places the organism in Eukaryota, Metazoa, Nematoda, Chromadorea, Rhabditida, Rhabditidae.
AUGUCUUAUAUAAGACCGCGUUAUAAGAAAAAAAUGGAUAUACAUAAACAUCGAUCGAAGGUUGCAAAAAACGUAGCUUCCUUGCCAGGAAGCCGAGACAGGGUUGGUGGUCCAGUAAUCGUAAUUGAUCCUCCCAUUGAUGGAGGACGGAUUUUAACAAGGACUUCAUCAUCACCGGAAGUCGCAGCUUCAUCUUUUCCUUACGAAGACUUAGUCUCCCUUCUCGGAUAUUUUGCAGAGAUCGCUGACAAAUCGGCUGCUUCUAAAGGUUUUGUGGUUCUUGUAGACGCAAGAAAAGUUCCACCAAAAGCAUUGAAAUCGAUUCUUAGAGCUUGCCAGCAAGCGCUUUAUAAGAAAAUAAGAUUAGCUUUGAUAGUUCAACCGGACAAAUUCCUCAAUCAACAGAAAAUUAAUGUCGACCUCAUACUGGAAGGAUAUGACUUCAGGACAGUUUUAUUGUCAGUUCAUAAGUUGUCAAAAUAUAUUGACAUAUCACAGUUAACUGAACAGUUUGGAGGGACCUUUGUGUAUGAACCUGAGCAAUGGUCAAAUGAAAGAGAGAGAAUCGAAGCCAUUUUACUCAGAUUGUUCAAUAGAAAACAAGAUUUCAUUACGCCAAACUAUGAAUGUCUACCAUUAUCCAACAACGAAGAAGCGUUCAAAGACGCUGAGGCGCUUGCAACUGAACUCACUCAGAACAGCCACAAUCAUGAUCACCAAGCAGCUUCAGAUAUCAUAAAAAAAGCCAUCGAAGAUGUUAAGAUGGCUGCCACACGUCCUGAACGCGAAGCUAUUGAACAGAAAAAAGUAGAAGAAGCUCAAGAAAAGAACAGAAUGCUCGAAGAACAUGCAGAAGGAGUUAACAGACUAUUGGAUUGGAUUGAAGGAGCAGGCGAGCGAUGGCUUUUAACAUUACACGAAAUCGGGGAAAGUAAAGAUGAAGCCAGACAAUUGAUGAAGGAACAUCAGCAGCUAGCAGCUAAGAGCAAAGAGCUGAUAAACACGAGUGAAGAGUUAGCCGAGCUAUCCAGUAGACUCAUGGCCGCUGUACCUGCUCACGCUAUAACCCUUGAAAAGGCGAGAGACCAAGUACGUGUAAUAGCUGAACAGUUUUCCAAUCGUGUAAACCGUCAAAUGGACAUGGCUAGGCGUAGUGAAGAAUUCCACACAUUAACAGCUGAUCUCACAAGAAAAACUGAUUUACUGUUGGAAUGCUUAUGUACGGAUCCUCGUGUGACAGAUCUGGCAGGUGCAGAAGUGGAAAGAGCAGCGAUGGAAGAGAAAGUUGCUGUUAUGGAUAAGAUCUACGAAACAGUUUGCAAUACUGGAGGUUCAUUCAUCGAAGAUUUGGCCUCCUCUGAAUUUAGAACGGCUGGCCGAAAGGUGGUUCGUGAUUAUUCUGCAGGAAUCGCUCAUAUAAAUGACCAACUUGCAUCUGCAAGAGAGAGAAGAAGAAGAUGCCUGGAUUUGGUAGAUGUGAGAAGAUUGAAACUGCAACAGUUUGUACAGUUAUAUACUUGUGAAAAUGAUGCUAAUCAGGCUAUCAAAUGGCUAGAAGAAUUACAUGAUACUUUACUGAAGGACUAUAAUCAAGUUGGAUGUGAUGAAAAUGAUUUGCAAUGUUUACGUGAAGAUAGAAUGAAGCUGGAAGAAACUGCCAGGAGUACUUAUGAAUAUGGAAAGCAACUCUGUCAGGUCGGAAUGGUUCUACGUCGCUCCUUAAGAUUAGACGCUCUGCCACAGACAAAUAUAACUGAAAAACUGGAACAGACUUGGGGACGGUUGUGUCGAGCUCUAUCAGACAAUGAAGCGAAGUUGAAUGUAACUGAUGCUUUCAAUUCAACCAUUGUUGAAAUAAGGAGGCGCAUCGAAGAAAUAGAGAAAAAAGCUAAAGAUAUUCUACCUGGACGUGAUAUCGAGAGUAUUCUCGCUGUUGAACGUAGACGAUUAAGUGAAGACAUUAGGGAAUUAUCGCAUAUAAAGGAUAUGCUGUCAACUCAAAUCAAUGCCAAUCAUAACGCGCCAGUGGAGGCAAGACAACAUGCUAUAACCGGCAUUCGUAGAAAGGUGGAUGGGAUAGAAGACAGAUAUAGAAGAAUGGAGAGUUUGUUCACAGAGUCUCCUACAGAACAAAAAGAGGAAACUUACCAUGUUCCACAGACAUCCAAUCCCGUUAAUGAGAAGGAAUCUCUAAAUGUUCUUUUACAAGAUAUGCAGCGACAGCAAAAACAGCUUCAGCAAGAUUUAGACGAUGAGUUAGCAACUAUAAGACAAAGACCUAGUAUUAAUCAUUCAAUCGUUGUUGAAUCUCUCCCAGAACGUAAUCAUCAUAUCCAAAUGCGAAAUACAACUUAUGGUGUAGGAAGUAUACGUUUGAGUGAUACAGAGAGUUAUCUCUAA